UUUGCCCAUGGCUGGUGAAGAUCCGAGUCCGCUCGAAGCGGCGUUCGCGGCCGCGGCCGCCGACAAGGCCCGCGCCGACAAGUUUGACAUGACGCCGGACGAGCAGCAGAGCUUCGUCAAGGCGAUGAAGGACCCGGAGUUCCGGUCGCUCCUCAACGAGUACAUGCUCGAGAUCUCGGACCCGACGCACCGCGCCGAGCAGGAGGCGUACCUGCGCCAGCUCGAGAACGACAACAAGGUCCCAACCGACAAGCAGCUCGUGCUGCCGACGCCGGGUUUUGUGCUCAAGACCAAGCUCGAGGCGCGCAAGCUCUUUGUCAAUAUCUGCUCGUCCGACAAGAUUCAGCCGCCGUCGAGCACCAAGGUCGCGCCGUCGCCACAGGUCGCCGCUGGCACGUCCUGGAACCUCCCAUACUGCGUGGGCCCGCAGCGCAUGGAGCACGACAAAGGUGGCAAGGCGGUCAUGACCUUUGACGUGUGCUACCAUCCGCAGACGCUGGCGCGCGGCCGUGACAGCCCCGCGUUCCUCAAGAUGCUCAUCGGUACGGCGUUGGAUGGCGUCGACCUUGCGCUCUCCAAGACGAACCCAAACGACGGCCAUGUCUCUCGCGACUAUCACAUCUUGAAGGGCGUGCAGUACAAGACGGGAUCCCCGAUUACAAUGUGCAUCUCGACGCCCAAGGCUCCCACCGAGAGUGCACCGAGUACGAGCGCUGCCAAGUUGAAUAGCCCAGCAGCAGCGCCUCGGGCCAAGGCGCCUACGACGACGAGUGCGAAGGCCAACACCAAGCCCGACACAAAGCCGUCAUCGACCAAGCCGACCACUCCACCGUCUCCGACACCGGCAACGACCGAGACCAAGCCAGCAAUUGUUGCUGCCAAACCCGCAAUUGUGUUUCAGAUUGUCCAGCGCGGGCAAUUUGACAUGGCCGACCACAUGGAAAACGGCGAGAAGAAGCUCUUCCGGCCGCGCGAACUCGUGCUCAAAAUGGACCUCCCGACCCACACGUCAGCGGCAGGCAUCGAUCUGGACGUCUCGGCCACCCAAGUCAAGGUCGAGUCCACGGCGUAUGCGCCGCUCUGCAUCGAUCUACCUUUUCCGGUCGUGGAAGCCAAGGGCGUCGCCAAGUUUGACAAGGCGACUAAGAAGCUCAUCGUGACGCUACCGGUCAUUCCCGAGGCUCCUCGGCCGCCGACAUUGACGCCACGCGUAGAAGAGACGUGCGAGGAAGCGACUGCUGACGACGUCAAUUCCGACACUCAAACAGCCAAGACGGUCCAAUACGACGCUGUCGAAGCUACGACUACCGUCGCAGCAACCGUCUCGCCCUCGCCUGGCAUCGAGGCAGCGACGCCAAAGCUUCCGCCCACGGAUGAAUUUGCCAUGUACCGUGAAUUCGCGGCCAUGGCGCUCCACGACAAGCCUCGGAUUACAUACAAGACACCCAGAGUCACAGCGCAAGAGACCGAGUCGCAUGUCUCGUACAUUGUGCACGUAUGCGGUAUCGAAGCGGCGACCGUCUCGAUCGUUGAAGAAGCCAACGUCGCGCGCCUUCACUUCCGUGCGGCCGACGGUCUUUGGUUUGAAUGGUCCUUUUCGGUCGCCAAUACUGCCGAGUGGACGCAUGACAUUGCGACGACCAACAUGGCCAUCAUGUGCACCAAGUUCGGCGCGCUUCGCGUUCGCACGCCGCCGUUCCGGACGUCGACAAGUGACCACGGCGCGUCGAUUUCUCUGCUCGUGGACGUGGCGUCGGUCGAUCCAUUGAGCGUCGAGACAGAGUUUACGCCGUCGCGCAUGACGCUUCGAUUCCGCACGCUGCGUGAGGCGCAGUCGUACUGCUUGAUCCAAGACUUUGACGACGCGCCGCUCGAGCCUGGACAGUGCAGCGUCGCGUCGGUGGCCGACGACAACAUGCUUGUCGUCCUGCGUGUUGGCAAGGCAGAGACACCUGGCCACGCCUCGGAAGCAGUGGUGGCAACGAUGGCGCCAUCGACCAAGGACGCGCUCAUUAGUCGCUUCACCAACGACGUCAUGUACGAGCUCGACUAGGAGUUGUAUAUUUUGUACAUUAUCAUCAACACAAUUGCUUGUCCUGGA
Molecule: messenger RNA, 2101 nt
Organism: Saprolegnia diclina VS20
Lineage: Eukaryota; Oomycota; Saprolegniomycetes; Saprolegniales; Saprolegniaceae
Exons: 8
Coding region: 8-2053 (681 amino acids)
Biological process (GO): axonemal dynein complex assembly
Cellular component (GO): cytoplasm
Source: RefSeq, a predicted model, not a curated record